This is a messenger RNA of Suillus clintonianus, 1239 nucleotides long. RefSeq lists its product as uncharacterized. The coding region runs from base 93 to 1088 and encodes 331 amino acids. The transcript is spliced from 6 exons. The record is from RefSeq and is a predicted model, not a curated record. Lineage: Eukaryota; Fungi; Basidiomycota; Agaricomycetes; Boletales; Suillaceae.
AUCAUGCCCUUCUUCGGAUCGUCUCCAUUGCAACGUCCGCUGCUAGCGCUCAACUCGCCACCAAGCUCAUCUCCUACCGCCCUUGCGAAAACAUGAGCACUGACACGAACAACUCCUCUGCAACUCCAAGGGCUGCCAUCAAUGUCUGUCAUGUGAUUCACCCGGAGAGGGCCAACGAGAUCCGUGAUACAGGAGUUUCCAGUGAAUUCCUCAAAGCAAGCCAGAAGAAAUUUCGCGUACGAUGUACGCAGCCCGAGUGUCAAGUGACGUUGGAGAAACCUUUGAAAUGUGCAAAGUGUAAGAGUGUCUGGUAUUGCUCAAAAGAGUGCCAAAGGAAACAUUGGCCCACCCACAAACCGAGAUGCCACGAAGUUCCACGCUCCUCGGGAGCAAUCAAACUCGUACGAAUGUUCAUUUUGAAUCCGGUGCUUCUGGGGCUCCUCAAAGUUGGUGUUAUCAUCGCCUGUGGCCUGAAUGACAAUCCCCGGAUCGGAUUCGACGUGCCGUUCGGGGUACGUGUUGAUAUGGCCAUUGAGCCGAGUGAUAUCCUUCACUUCAUUGGAUUGUAUCUCAACAACAGUACUGUUGGGGAGAAGCUUCAAGGGAUGGUGCAGAUCAAUGCUAUUACGCCGUGGGAACUUAGUCGGGAUUCGGAGCGGCUAAAGAAAUGGCGCGAGGCUCGAGCAACACAUGACGCAGAUGGUUUCGCCAAUGAUCCUGUUGGACUCGUAGAUUUCGUUGAUGUUAGUUGCACAGAGAGCUCUGGGAAUGCAGCAACCGCCGAGCUGCACUUCCCGUCUAUUGUUCUUGACAUGGCAAAGAAGCGCGAACCCUUCUUAGGUACCUCUGCUGUCACGGGUGCUCAAAUCAAGAAACCCAUGAGUACUUUGACGUGUCUGGAGACCAUCAACAUGCAUAUUCGGGCGGAUAGGGAGAAUCAGUUGCAUUUACGCACUGAGAUGACAGAUCAAGACAAGGAAGUUAUCCGCGCUGCAGGUCGCAACGAGGACACAUAUCUGGCGCGUAUUGUUAAGGAAAAGAUGCAAAGAGAACACCUCUAUGCCAAUAUCGUGCAAUUGACACACUAAGUAGUUAAAUGGAAGGAAAAUUCUGGCACGAGUAGCCUUCUCUCCUCUCCCCAUGACCCCCUUGUGUACUGUGCUUCGUCCCAUCGAUGGUGCUUUGAUUCUUAAAUUGUAUCUGCUGAAAAUUUGACGUUUUGAAGAUGCUUGCGCUCUC